Messenger RNA from Brassica napus (rape), 921 nucleotides. RefSeq lists its product as uncharacterized. The coding region runs from base 1 to 921 and encodes 306 amino acids. The record is from RefSeq and is a predicted model, not a curated record. NCBI's taxonomy places the organism in Eukaryota, Viridiplantae, Streptophyta, Magnoliopsida, Brassicales, Brassicaceae. The transcript has a single exon.
AUGCUCACUAGCAGGCCUUGGCUAGAUCCUACUCAGAUGGGAGAGGCAAAGAUUUUAGUGGAGGUAAAGUUUGACAAACCAUUUCCUCAAAAGGUAGCAUUGAAAGAAAUAAGUGGUAGAAUCACAAUGGUUGAUGUGAUCUACUUGUGGUUGCCAUCAAAGUGUAGUAAGUGUGGUCAUUUAGGCCAUAAAGAAUCCAGAUGCUUAGGAAUAGAGAAAAAUAUUGCUAUGGCUGCUGACAACUCUGCCCCAAUUGAUUUAGAUGUUUCUAAAAAUGCUCCUAUUAUAGCACAGGAAGCGAGUAUUGUUUCAGGUCAAGCGUAUAUUUCAGAGUCGGUUUUGAAGACCAAUGUUCAAGGUGUAUUCUCUGCUACGAAUACACCUACUUCACCAUUAAAGGAUGUCAGUUUCACCGAAGUGCUUGCAGUACCGGAAACAGGGAGAGUUUUAGCUGAUCCACUUGUUGGAGAGAAGAUUGUUCAAUCUUCAGAUAAUGUGUUGAGCCAAAAUGAUUCUCUACUUACAACUUCAGAUGAGGUUGUCCAGUCUUUCCAAACUACUGAUAUUGUUAUUACAGAUGCUGAACAUACUGUCCCAUCUUCUUGCCGUUCUGGGAAGACUACUAAAUCAAGAAAAGAAGCUUCAGGUUUCGCAACAGGAAGUGAAGCCAAUGUUAAAUCUUUGAGAGGUGAAAGUUAUUCUGCUAAUCAGUUUGCUGCUUUGGAUUGGGGUUCGGAUAUGGGGGAGUCAGAGGAUCCAGAAGAUGAUAUCAGCACGAACCUUACAACUCCAUUUACCGAUAGCCUUCUUCGGGAUAGACCGGUGAAGCUUUCCACAAAAGCAACAGAGAUGGCAGCUACUUUACAUGCAACUAGGGGUAGAGGAAAGCGUGGACGUGGUAGACGUGGUCGGCUUGGCUAA